AUGCCCUGCGACAGGAAUCCGCCUUCAGCCAAUGUGGUGGGAAAGACUCCAUUUCCCAUCGUGCCUCGCGCCGAAGGAGUCCGCCAGACCCGGCCCCGCGGCCGGGGCGGGGGGGGGCCGGCGGAGGAGACACGCGCCCCCCGGUACCGGGGCCCCAUGCACUGCGCUGCCUGCAUCGUGCGCGAGGAGGGGCCCCGGGGGCUGCUGCGGGGCGCGGGGGCCCUGGCGCUGCGCGACACCCCCACCAGCGGCCUCUACCUCCUCCUCUACGCCAGCCUGUCCCGCGGCCUGACGCCCCCUGGGCAGGAGCCAGGUGCGUGCACGGUGCUGCUGGCGGGCGGCGUGGCCGGGUCGCUGUCCUGGGCCUGCGCCACCCCCAUGGACGUGGUGAAGGUGCGGCUGCAGGCGGGGGCCAGCCCCUACCGCGGGAUCCUGCACUGCGCCCGCCUCAGCGCCCGGCAGGAGGGUGCCCGGGUCUUCCUGCGGGGCCUGGGGCUGAACUGCGCCCGGGCCUUCCCCGUCAACGCCGUCACCUUCUUCGGCUACGAGAACAUCCUCCGAAUCAUCACCUGAGCCCCCCAGGCUGCCCCCUCGCUCCCUGCAGCACCGUCCUGGGGGCUCCCACCCUCCCUGCCCCUGCUUAGCUUCCUAGGGCGUCUGCUGGCCAGCGCCCCCUGCUAGUUGCCCCACCCCAAACCCCUCCACUCCGAGCAGGGAGACAACCCAGGCAUCCGGGCUCCCGGCUGCCUGCGCCAGCUCCCCUGAGCCGCUGAGGUUUGGCACGGCCCCCCCCCCCAGACUCUGGGUCUAGCCAGGACGAGGGGCAGAGCGUAUCAUGAGCCCUGGGGCACCUGGGCCCCAGCUCGGGAUGGGUGCGGGGUGUUACCUGCCAGGCUCACACACCUGGGUCAGCAAUGAGAGGGAAUAAAGAGAACCUGCACACGA
Alligator sinensis (Chinese alligator) is the source of this 945-nucleotide messenger RNA. RefSeq names its product solute carrier family 25 member 45 (gene SLC25A45). The transcript is spliced from 3 exons. Gene Ontology annotation, cellular component: mitochondrion. NCBI's taxonomy places the organism in Eukaryota, Metazoa, Chordata, Crocodylia, Alligatoridae. The coding region runs from base 1 to 573 and encodes 190 amino acids. Gene Ontology annotation, biological process: transmembrane transport. The record is from RefSeq and is a predicted model, not a curated record. Gene Ontology annotation, molecular function: transmembrane transporter activity.